Messenger RNA from Salvia splendens (bonfire salvia), 1688 nucleotides. RefSeq names its product cytochrome P450 71AU50-like. NCBI's taxonomy places the organism in Eukaryota, Viridiplantae, Streptophyta, Magnoliopsida, Lamiales, Lamiaceae. The transcript has 2 exons. Gene Ontology annotation, molecular function: heme binding; iron ion binding; monooxygenase activity. The coding region runs from base 105 to 1595 and encodes 496 amino acids. The record is from RefSeq and is a predicted model, not a curated record.
AUAUGAUAGUAACAUUUUCAUUUCAACACAUGACACUACACUAGAAAAAAGAAAGUGUGACUACUUCACCGAUCACCAAAAGAGAGCUCAAAUUAAGUUGAAAAAUGGCCUUGAUUUGGCUAGUUUUAUCACCGAUCGUGUUCAUCUAUUUCCUUCAACAGCUUCUCGGGCCGAGAAAUAAGAAGAGGCUGCUGCCUCCCGGCCCGAAAGGCCUUCCCAUUCUAGGCCAUUUCCACCUGCUGGGGAAGAACCCUCACCGUGAUUUGUACAGCCUGGCCCGAAAACACGGCCCGAUCAUGGGCUUGCGUUUCGGCUUCGUCCCAACCGUCGUCGUGUCGUCUCCCGCUGCAGCCGAGCUCAUUCUAAAGACACACGACCUCAUCUUCGCCAGCAGGCCUCCCAACGAGGUUGCCGCAUGCAUACUCUACGAUGGGAGAGACUUGGCUUUCGGGCGGUACGGCCCGUACUGGCGCCACAUGCGAAAACUCUGCACCUUGAAGCUGCUGAGCAAUGCGAAGAUCAGCCAGUUCCAGCCCAUGAGAUGGGCCGAGCUCGGGCUGCUCGUUACUUCUCUUAAACGGGCCGCUGAGAGGCGGGAAGCCGUGGAUCUCAGCGUCCGGGUUACUGUCCUCAACGCUGACAUGAAUUUGUUGAUGUUGUUUGGGAAGAAAUAUUCAACUAUGGAGGAGAAAGGGUUCAAAGAUGUGAUCAGAGAGUCUAUGGAGAUUGUUGGAAAAUUCAAUCUGGCUGACUAUUUUCCGUAUAUUGGCGUGCUUAAUCUUCAGGGAUUACAUGGCAAGAUGAAGCGGUUGAGCAAGAUUUUUGACGGGAUUUUGGAAGAAAUAAUCGAUGAUCACGUGAAGAUGAAGAGGCAGAAGGAGCAUACUGCAGACAUUGUUGAUACAAUGAUGGAGAUUAUGGAAUCCGAUCAAGCAGGAUUCGAAUUUGACCGUCGCCAUGUCAAGGCGGUUCUCCUCGAUAUGAUCGUAGCAGGGAUGGAUACGGCGUCAACAUCACUCGAGUGGGCAAUGUCGGAACUGAUGAAACAUCCGGCAGUAACGAGAAAACUCCAGCAGGAACUGGAAUCAGUGGUUGGAUUGGAUCAAAUGGUGGAAGAAUCACAUCUCGACAAACUAGAGUACUUGGACUGCGUGGUCAAGGAAUCCAUGCGUCUCCAUCCCGUGGCGCCCCUCUUAGUCCCUCACGAGUCCAUGGAGGAUUGCGAGGUCGGAGGGUUCCACGUGCCUAAAAAAGCAAGAGUUAUAGUGAACGUGUGGGCUAUCGGGAGGGAUCCCGAUGUUUGGGCUAAUCCCGACUCUUUUACACCAGAGAGGUUCAUUGGUAGCGAGAUUGACCUGAGAGGCAACCAUUUCGAAUUGCUACCAUUUGGUGCAGGAAGGCGGGGCUGCCCCGGGAUACAAUUGGGACUUACUGUGGUGAAAUUGGUGCUGGCGCAGUUGGUGCAUUGCUUUGAUUGGGAGCUUCCCGAUGGUAUGACAGCGACUGAAGUUGACAUGACAGAGAAUUUUGGCGCGGUUACUGCUAGAGCUAAGCCUCUCGUGGCUGUACCAACUUGUCGUUUGCAUAAAUAUUGAAAUUGGAUGUUAUAAUUGCUAGCUUUGAGCAUGUACUACUAAUUGAUGAGAAAUGGCAGCAACGAGAGAUGUUUUGUGCCUUGUCUAUUUUAA